AUGGCUAAUUCACAUCGUAGCAGUAACGCUAUUGAGUCGCUACAUUCAGGUACUCAGGUGCUAUCUUCUCCUCUCAAACUACAAAACCAUAUUGUGCAUCAUUAUAAGACCCUUAUCAUAGAACCAGCUUGCUGGAGGCCGAAGCUUGAUGCCUUGUCCUUUGAGGCAAUUGACUCUCAGAGUAUGAGUGUUUUGGAGAGACCUUUUGAUGAAGAUGAGAUCUACAAGGUCAUCUCUGGUAUGGCUAAGGAUAAAGCAUCAAGCCCAGAUGAUUUUUCAAUGGGUUUCUUUCAAAGUUGUUGGGACAUCAUGACAGGUGAUGUUAUGCAGAAACACAAGGCUUCAAUUAUUGAGGAUUUUCGCCUUAUAAGCCUAUUAAGUGGUGUAUACAAGAUUAUUUCGAAGGUUCUUGCCAAUCGGUUAAGCCCUGUAUUGGAACAUAUUAUUUCCAAGCCUCAGAACGCAUUUCUUCGUAGGAGACAAAUUCUUGACUCAGUACUCAUUGCAAAUGAGUGCUUGGACCAUAGAUUGCGGGAGGGAGGUUCAGUUAUGGAGGCUUUUAGCCAGAUGGUGCAAGCCGCUGUUGGUGGAGGUUUCUUACAUGGUUUCCAGUGUCAAGGCUUAAGUGAAUCUUGGUACGUCCAAGAUGGUUCCGGUGGGUGUGGUCUCAAAUAUCCUCAGUUUAGCAAGCCUUUUGGAUUGUAA
This is a messenger RNA of Juglans regia (Persian walnut), 705 nucleotides long. RefSeq lists its product as uncharacterized. The record is from RefSeq and is a predicted model, not a curated record. The transcript has 4 exons. Lineage: Eukaryota; Viridiplantae; Streptophyta; Magnoliopsida; Fagales; Juglandaceae. The coding region runs from base 1 to 705 and encodes 234 amino acids.